AUGGAGAGUUGCACUACCGAGCACAGCAGUGAUAUGCUAAAUUCCCAUUUGCCAGAGUCAAGUUCUCAUUACAUACCUGUCAAGCUAGAAGAGUAUGAACCACCAGUCUUCAGUGCCAAGAAGCUCCUCAAAAAAGCCAAGGAGAGCUGCCAGUGUGACCGUCGAAGCAUUGUCACUUUCUUCCUCAAGCUGUUCCCCAUAUUUGAGUGGCUUCCUCGUUACAGCAUCAAGACGCAGCUGCUUGGCGAUAUCAUCUCUGGCUUACUGGUUGGGAUAGUUGCCAUCCCACAGUCAAUCUCCUAUUCUAUCCUAGCAAGCCAGGAUCCUAUUUAUGGGCUCUACACAAACUUCUUCAGCGCCAUUAUCUACUUUUUCAUGGCUACCUCACAUCAUAAUUGUGUAGGCUCUUUUGGGGUUCUUUGCCUGAUGAUCGGGGAAUCUGUAAAUCGGCAACUCAAGCUAGCAGGAUUUGAAUCUGGAGUUGGUGCUUCCUCACUGGAAAAUGUCACAUUGAACGGAACAGUUGCUUGUGACAAAAGUUGUUAUGCUAUCACUGUGGCAACCACUUUAACUUUUUUAGUUGGCCUUUACCAGAUUCUUCUCGGAGUUUUCCAACUGGGCUUCAUCUCCACAUAUCUUUCAGAACCCCUCCUAAGUGGCUUUGUGACUGGAUCCUCCCUGACUAUCCUUACUUCCCAAAUGAAUCUCCUACUGGGUCUAAAAAUUCCUCGCCAUGAUGGCAUGGGGUCUUUUAUCCUAACAUGGAUUGAGAUCUUCAAAUACAUCCAGCAGACUAAUAUUUGUGACCUGGUCACCAGCCUGAUUGCUCUCAUCCUCAUUGUGCCAAUAAAGGAAAUCAAUAGCUUGUAUAAGGAUAAGAUGAAAGCUCCCUUUCCUAUGGAACUUCUGGUGGUCAUUGCAGGCACUCUGCUGUCAUACUUUUUUAAUUUCAAAGAACGAUACAAAUCUAACAUCUGUGGCAACAUCCCCACUGGUUUCAAGCAACCUGUUGUACCAGAUAUGAGCCUUUUGCCAAAUGUGGCCCUCGAUGCUCUGCCCAUUGCCAUAAUUGGUUUUGCAAUGACAGUCUCACUAUCAGAAAUAUUUGGCAAGAAGCAUGGAUACCCAGUGCGAGCCAACCAAGAAAUGAUUGCUAUUGGCAUGGGAAACCUGAUCCCAUCUUUCUUCUACUGCUUUGCGAGCUGUGCAGCUUUAUCAAAGACCUUGCUGAAAGAAUCCACAGGAUGCCAUACUCAGAUCUCAAGUCUGAUAUCUUCCUUUGUGUUGCUCCUGGUGUUGCUAUGGAUUGCCCCACUUUUCUACUCACUGCAAACCUGUAUCCUGGGGGUGGUUACUAUUGUUAACCUCCGUGGUGGCUUAAGGAAGUUUUUUGAUACUCCCAAGAUGUGGCGAAUUAGUAAGAUAGAUACUGUGAUCUGGUGGGUCACCAUGCUGUCCUCAUCAUUGGUUUCCACAGAGUUGGGCCUUCUGAUAGGGGUCUGUUUUUCUCUCCUCUGCAUAAUUUUCCGGACCCAAAGGCCCCGAGCCACCCUUUUAGGAAAAGUGAGUGACUCAGAAAUCUAUGAGGACCAGUUCACUUAUAAGAAGAUCAACAGUAUUGCCAAUAUCAAAAUCUACCGCUUUGAUACCUCCCUUUACUAUGCAAACAAGGACUACUUCAAAAGAUCACUCUUCCAAAAAACAGGAGUAAAUCCUUCCUUGAUUGCUGCCAUGCAGCAAAAAGGUAAAGAAAAAAAUGAAAACUGCUUUUCAUUCAAGUUUAACUGCCGAAAGGUCACCAAGAAGGAAGCCAAGAAAGCUUCAACAGAUGUUCCUGUGCCAUCCAUUGAUAUGCACACCUUAAUAAUUGACUGUGGUGCCAUGCAGUUUUUAGACAGUGUGGGCUUGAGUGUGCUGAAAGAGACUCGUCAAGACUAUAAGAAAAUAGGUAUCCAGGUCCUGUUGGCCAAUUGUAACCCGUCUCUCCGCCACUUACUCCAAGCAGGUGGUUGGCUCACUGGGAUGGAGGAUUCAGAGCUACUGCCCUUUCAUAGUAUACAUGCUGCUGUGCAGUUUGCUGUGAAACAGUCCCAAGCUCAGAGGAAGAGUAAAGUGGUUAAAGAUUCUUUCCUCAGCUCUGAGGCCCAGGACCUCUCAAAAGAUUCAAGUUUGGAUGAACCCCUGUAG
Molecule: messenger RNA, 2187 nt
Organism: Eublepharis macularius
Lineage: Eukaryota; Metazoa; Chordata; Lepidosauria; Squamata; Eublepharidae
Product: sulfate transporter-like
Exons: 2
Coding region: 1-2187 (728 amino acids)
Biological process (GO): transmembrane transport
Cellular component (GO): membrane
Molecular function (GO): bicarbonate transmembrane transporter activity; oxalate transmembrane transporter activity; chloride transmembrane transporter activity
Source: RefSeq, a predicted model, not a curated record